Messenger RNA from Ictalurus punctatus (channel catfish), 2864 nucleotides. RefSeq names its product collagen alpha-3(VI) chain. NCBI's taxonomy places the organism in Eukaryota, Metazoa, Chordata, Actinopteri, Siluriformes, Ictaluridae. The record is from RefSeq and is a predicted model, not a curated record. The coding region runs from base 1 to 1989 and encodes 662 amino acids. The transcript is spliced from 10 exons. Gene Ontology annotation, molecular function: protein binding; serine-type endopeptidase inhibitor activity.
AUGAAGGACAUUAUACUCCGUCUGUUGAAUAACAUUACCAUCACUGAGAGCAACUGUCCACGAGGAGCUCGAGUGGCCCUGACACUCUACAACAGUGAGAUAACCACUGACAUACGCUUUUCUGACGCCUUGAAAAAACGUGCAUUGUUGGAACGGGUGCAAGGCUUGCAGACUCUGAGGACAAAUAAGAAGCGCAACUUGGAAACAGCCAUGAACUUUUUGGCCCAAAACACCUUUAAGAGGGUGCGCAGUGGUUUCUUGGUGCGCAAGGUGGCUGUAUUCUUUGUGAAUGACCCGGUGGACCUCACAACAGAGUUCACAAAUGCUGCUUUGCGACUCUACGAUGCAGGAAUCACCACUGUCGUCCUCAUGCCUCGUCCGCCAAAAAAAUUCUUGCAGGUAAAUAACACCAUAUUAGCCUAUUUCAAGGACCUACCCUCUCCAGGCAGUGAAAAUUACAACACAAUAAUUAAGGAGAUAAUUGACUGCCACAUCUGCCUAGACAUCUGCACUCCCAAUCAGCUGUGUGAUUUUAAGCCUUCCCCAAGCACUAGGGAAAGAAGGGCCUCGCCCACGGACUUAGAUGUUGAUAUGGCUUUCAUUAUUGAUAGCUCUGAAAGCACUUGGCCGACUGUCUUUACAGAAAUGAAACGGUAUAUUGCUCACAUGGUGAAUCAGCUGGAGAUAUCAAUGGAACCAGCCACAAGUGCCCAUCAUGCUAGAGUUGCAUUGGUUCAGCAUUGCCCAUAUGAAUAUUUGUACAAUGAUAGCAGUAUUCCUUUUAGCAUGGCAUUUGGCCUGACAGACCACAAGUCAGUUCAUGAUAUCCAGAGCUUCUUACUGGACAAGGUGCACCAACUUGAAGGAGGCCGUGCUCUGGCAGCGGCUCUGGAGAGUACAGCAGAGCAUGUGUUUGAGAAAGCACCACAUCCACGCCAGCUGAAGGUGCUCAUUCUGCUUGUGACUGGACCAGUGGAAGAGAAUGAGGAGAAGUUGCUGAAGGCUGCCAUUGAUGUCAAAUGCAAAGGUUAUUUCAUUGUGGUGAUAGGAGUGGGUAAGCAGUUCAGUGCUGGUGAUGCUCGUAUCCUGGCCCAAGUGGCUAGUGAACCUUCCGAUGUAUUCUACAAGAGUGUAGAUGGACCACUAAGCUUCUAUGAUGACCACCUUCAGAGGUUUGCCCAACUACUGCCCAAGUACCUUAGUUUGAAGAAUGCCUUCUACAUGUCUGCUGAAGUCUCAAAGCACUGCCAGUGGUACCAAAGUGACCAACCAGUCAGGUCGCAAAACACUUACAAGAAAAACAAUAAACAUAAUGAGCAGGAACAGAAGGAAGAUAAGGAACAAAAGCUUAAAGAAGUAAAUGCUGAGGACCCGCAUCUAGUCAAUGUUACCUCCAAUAGUUUCACUUUGUUGUGGGUCAAUGAUGAUCCAAAAGCACACCAUGAAGUUACAGUGACCCACCUAAAAGAUCAUCGUGUAAUACUGCAGAGGAACGUGACCGGUUCCCAUCUUACACUCCAGGACCUGGAACCCAGUCAAACCUAUCAUGUUGUAGUCAUUGGCCACAGUCUUAAACAAAAGCUUACCAACACCUACAAAGGCAUAAUUACGACAAAAGCAGAGGAGCCUGCAUUUGUUGCCAAAGGGGAAGUGACAGGGGUAGUGACAACGGCACCACUGAGUAAGCCAGAAACUGUGGACCAUCAGCCACAGCAGAAUGUGGACAAGAUCAAAUCAGAGGACCCUCCAGCUCCAGCUGCACAGCUUUCAGUGGUGGACAUCUGUAAACUUCCCAAAGAAGAAGGCGCCUGCGCUAAGUUUGUACUUAAAUGGCAUUAUGACCCCGUCAACAAUAGCUGUACACGAUUCUGGUAUGGAGGCUGCGGUGGCAACCUGAAUCGUUUUGACACACAAAAGGAGUGUGAAAAAGCAUGUGGAAAAGCAGCCGCUGUUAAGCAGGCACCUGUCAUUGCUGCAGUGAGAACAUAAAGGGACACUGAUGAUGAUGAUUCAAGGUUCACCUCUAAGGGAAAAUUAUGAAAACCAAGUUGCCUGCACUGGAAUCUGCCAGAGGAAACCUUUAACAUUGACAGUUUGUCAUUUAACAAGUGAAAAUUUGUCAUUUUAAUUUUCUUUUUUUUUUUGAAAAAAAGCCAAACAGGUUGUUGCAUGAUAUUUUUGUACUGGUGCUAGAUAGUUAUUUGUUUGUUCAUUUGUUGUCCAUUUUCCCCAGAAAUACAGUACAAUGUCUAAAUAGCUAAAUUCCAGGACAAAAGAUGUUUGUUAUUGCUGUUUUUUCCUUCACAUGUAUGAACUGCUUGAUGAAAGCUUAUCAUUAUAUCUUUUGUGGGUUAUAGGGAUCACCUUGUUGUUGUUGUUCUUGUUGUUGUUUGCCUAGUUUUUAGUAAUUAAUGUAUGUUUAACUCACAAAGGCACUCUCAAGUGCCCUCAUUAUGCUUUCACUGCUUGUUUGCACAAAGCUUCUUUUUCAUUCUCUGAUCAGAUGUUGGAACCACACUCAUUCAUAAAAGAUCGAAAUGUUCUCAUUAAAAGAAUCCAAUCCUGAAUAUUAUGAUUUAUACAUUGAACUGAAUUUGGCAGUCUCAAAAACUAAAUCAUCAUUAGAUCAUCAUAUCUAACUAUAAGGUCACCACUGUUAAAUACUUUAAAUACUUUUAAAUACUGGAACAGAUGUGCAAAAAAGAAGUAAACUGAUUAAGUGUGCUUGUCAAUCAAGACUUAUUUUUGAUGUGUGUGCGUGUGUGUGUGCGUGUGUGUGUGUGUGUUGACAAGGUACAGGUUUUUUCACUUUUGUGUUUCAUAAAGAAAUCAGAAGACAUUAAUAAAUUAGUCUUUAUAUUAUA